AUGGGGCGAGACGUAGCCCAAAACCGCUACGUUGGCAACGCUGCACGUAGCAUUGAUCUGCAGAGCGAAGGAAUUCAGGAUUUCAGGAAUUCAGGAUUUCGGGAAUUCAGGAUUUUAGGAAUUCAGGAAAUCAGGUAUUCAGGAUUUUGGGAAUUCAGGAUUUCGGGAAUUCAGGAUUUCAGGAAUUCAGGAUUUCGGGAUUUCAGGAAUUCAGGAAUUCGGGAAUUCAGGGAUUCAGGAUUUCAACAUUUCAGGAAUUCAGGAAACCAGCUACAACACUCUCGAGAACCAAAAGCACCGGUACCAUCAAAGAAGAACGCAAACUCACCUCAACAUUACAUUGGCCCCAGUCUAAGUGGGAUAAAACUCCCCACUACAUUACACUGGUGCCAUCAGCUGGAAUAUCUCCCUGCUUCGUUAGACAGGCGGCAGACUAGUGGGAUGACCUUCCUGCUAUACAUUACACUGGCAGACGCGUGGGAUACACUUUUUACACAUUAUGACACUGGGGCCCUCCAGCGUUUCGUGAACCUCAAGAGCUUGAACCCCCGCGUGAAGGUUCUGAUAGCGAUCGGGGGUUGGACUGAAGGUUCAACCAAGUACUCUGCAAUGGCAAUGACUAGGGCCUCGAGAAAGAAGUUCAUUGAUUCUGCAAUUGCUUUCAUCCAACACCACCGCCUCGACGGGCUGGACCUCGACUGGGAGUACCCUGCCAAUCGAGGAGGAGCCCCUGAGGACAGGGAGAACUUCGUCUAUCUGGUUAAGGAGCUCCGCGAAGCCUUCCGCCCCUACGGCUGGAUGCUGACCGCCGCCGUGGCCGCAGGAAAAUCGACCAUCGACACAGCCUACGACAUCGACGACCUGGCCAGAAACCUGGACUUCCUGCACAUCAUGGCCUACGACUACCACGGCAAAUGGGACGGUCGCACGGGCCACAACGCGCCCUUGUACUCGAGGGAGGACGAGCCGGAGGAGGAGAAGAUGCUGAAUGUGGCCUCCACCCUCAAGGUCUACCUCGACGAAGGAGCACCUCCCGAGAAGCUGGUCCUCGGCGUGGGAUUCUACGGCAGGACCUUCAACCUGCAGGAUCCCCAGGACAACGGCAUAGCGGCGCCCACCCUCACCACCGCCCUCGCCGGCCCCUACACCAAGGAAGAGGGAUUUAUGGGAUAUAACGAGAUCUGCGAGAAACAGACCACGGAGAAGGGCCUCUGGACGCUCGUGUGGCAGAAAACCCACCAGGUGCCAUAUAUGAUCCGCGACAACAUGUGGAUUGGCUUCGACGACCCGAUUUCCAUCAGCCUCAAGGUCGCCUACGCCCAGAAGCUCGGUUUGGGCGGCGUCAUGGCCUGGGCGAUCGACACGGAUGACUUCAAGGGCGUCUGUUCGGAUAACAGGAUGAAGUACCCCCUCCUCCGAGCCAUCAACAAGGCCCUCACAGCGAACAUGGAGAACAGGCCUAGCAAGACAUCUAGGCCUAUCAAACCCAGUCUGGAUGACGAUGACUUUGAUGACAAGUUUGAUGACACCAACACCUUGGACAGCCGGGAACAUGACUCUGGAAGACCAUCCCGUGUCGGAGGCCGCGGAGGUUCUUCUGUUGCAACACCUGCAGCUACUGUUGUGUUGGCACUCCUGCUCACUUCUUUGGCUGCUCGCUAAAGAGGUCUGCGGUUGGCACUCCUGCUUCUAUAACGUCCCUUUCGCAACGUCCCAAAGGCCUUCCGAAAAUUCACUUUCUCAGAGUUUUUCGAGAUUUUUUUCCUUUUCCUUUUUUUUUCAGCUAUUUCGGUCCUUAGAGAAUUACUGAGAUUCUUUUCUCUUUCCGUUGAUGGACAGGCACGUUCGGUUUCAAAUUCCUUAUGUGUUCUUCAUUUUCUCUUUCUUUUUUUUAAACUUGAGAAAAAAAAAUUAGAUAAUAGCAUUUAGUAAAUUCUUCCAUUUUAUGCCAUGCUUUUCAAAUCUCACUGGAGUUGCCAGCUACACUUUGUAUAUUCUUAUUUGGUGCACUAAACCUUAAGGUAUGAAUGCAUUCUAUAAUAUUACAACUUUUUUUCAACUAUAAUAGAACUAUUAGUUUAACUGUGAUUUUAGAGUUUAUGACGUACUGUAAUUAGAUUAAAUAUCCAGUCAUAUCUGUACGGUGAUUGGCCGAUAUCUUAACGGCAAAAAUUACGGAGGAACCAAUCAGAGAGGAGAGAGAGUCAGCUGAUGUUUCCUAUUGGCUGAUUUUAAUGUUAGGGGGCGGAGCCAAGAAAACUAAACUAAAAAAAAAGAAAAAAAAUCCUGUAUAGUUUUUCUUGGGUGAAAAUGACAAUUUUUUUUUUAGGCAAAAUACAUGGCAAAUUUAUAUUUUUGGUUGUCGGUGGAAGCAAAAUCGAUUCAAAUUUGAUUGGAUUUUCUUAUGAUAAGAGGUUAGAUUUUUUCACUGGACUGUAAAUAUAAAUAAAAUUAUAAUAUUACUCA
Molecule: messenger RNA, 2466 nt
Organism: Penaeus indicus
Lineage: Eukaryota; Metazoa; Arthropoda; Malacostraca; Decapoda; Penaeidae
Product: chitotriosidase-1-like
Exons: 10
Coding region: 1-1662 (553 amino acids)
Biological process (GO): carbohydrate metabolic process; chitin catabolic process
Cellular component (GO): extracellular region
Molecular function (GO): chitinase activity; chitin binding
Source: RefSeq, a predicted model, not a curated record